CAACUGAUCGCUGCGAAGCUCGAACAAGAUGGACGUUGCUGAUCGUACAACUGGCACUUCUCAUGUACGCGACGACCUCGCAGAGAGAUGCCAAAAGCUAUUUCAAGACUUCCUCGAAGAGUAAGUAGAUUUUCAAUCGAUCAGAUCGAUAAAUGCUUGUAUUAGUGGGUAAAGGUGCCGAUUUUUGUACAUUUCAUUAACCCAGAAUAAUUUCGAGCUGCCUGCACAUGGUUGGAAAUCAAUCCACGUUCUCGGAUAUGUUAUAGCUUCUGAUAGCUUUUAUUUUUAAAUCAGGCGUUCUAAGCCUGAUCACUCCUCGAUAUUUUUUAGUGGCUGGUCCAUUUGAAGUUAUCGUAGCUCACACAUUCGAUUUUUUAGAGCGGCAAAACAAAACAACAGAACGCAAGUGUACAAUCUUCUCAGGUUUUGUAAAGACUAGUUUGCCGUUUAUGAUGAAGUAGGUUACAGAGUGCUUGAUUCAGAGAUAAUUCCUAUUAUAGAAGAAUGUUUUACCAAAAUGCUGGUAGGCACCAAGUUACUUUAUCUUAAAAACUGGUUGAUUACAGUAAGUAAUUUUUGAACUUGUGAAGCCCUAACCUGUUAAAGAUUUUUAAGUCUUAAGAUUAUUGUCAACGGCUGGACACGAACUUGGACUAAACUGAUAGACAUUGGUUCCUAGGUUACAGACUGUUGAUCAUUUGAUACGAUGAAAUUGUUAGCUCAUUUAAUCUAUGAAACAUAUUAAACUUGCUUGCUAGUUUAAAUAUGCAGAGUUACUACUUUAUGUAAAAACCUCUCAUAUAUCGAAACUAACUGCACAUGCCUGUAAUCUGAUAUCACCCACCCCCCUCAAAGAAAAAAAAGGUUUUUUUUUUUACCUAUAUCAGGCCUGUACUCUAGCAGCGCCUGGGCCUACUUGUCUAUGGGCAGGCUACGCCCCUGAUCGACUUGUUUAUUUAAUCAUUUAAAGGUUUCAAGUUGAUGGAGAAGAAAAGUAUCUCCCUGAAGUUCAGGAGCUUAUCAGGCCUGAACGCAACACAUUGAGUGUUAGUUAUCAAGAUGUGGAGUCUUACAAUUCUCAGUUAUCUACACUAAUUCAAGAGGAAUACUAUAGGUAAGAUCAGAAAAGAACAACCAAAGAUAAUUUGUUAUUCACGUGUAUUAAUUGUGUGUAACAUAAGAUUGACUACUUUUGGUAAUAAUCCAGUUUAUAGCCAGCUAAAAAUCCAUUUUCUGUAGUUGAGGUGGUUUUUUUGAAGCUGCAAAAUAGAAAUUGCAAAUUUUAUUACCUCACCAAGGCCCCCUUUUAUGAAGCGAUUUUAGCUAGGUUACAAAUAUUGUCUUAUACAGUUAUUUAUCUUAAGAAUAUGUUUCUGAACAGUUUUUGUUGAGAGACAAUUAUUUACUUCUAGUCCAUAAAUAUUUGAAUCCAGCCCUAUAAUUUAGAUUAUAAUUUAGUUUUCUCAUUGUUUAAGGCAAUGUUUGAGUGGAUACAACUAACAAUCUUUCAAUUUGCCUUCAGAGUAUUUCCUUAUCUCUGCCGAGCUGUCAGAAACUUUGCAAGAGAUAGAGGACAGGUCCCUCCUACAAAAGAAUUUUAUGUCAGCUUCACAGAUCUUCCUACAAGACACAAGUAAGAUGUGUUCAUACAAUUGUUGUUAAAAAAAACCCACUCCAUAGAAGAAUUAUGAAUUUUAUUUUUUUGUGUGUGUGUGAUCCUUUAGGAUUCGAGAACUCACCAGCCAAAAGAUUGGCACCCUAUUGAGAAUAAGUGGACAAGUUGUUCGAACACACCCAGUGCACCCUGAAUUAGUGACAGGCACGUUUAUCUGCCUUGACUGUCAGACGGUCAUUAAAGAUGUUGAGCAGCAGUUUAAAUACACUCAGGUUUGUGGUUUUCAUUGCUUCGUCCUCUCAAUUGUAUCUUUCAUGAAACUGUGGUAAAAUGACUGUAUCUCUCUAUCUAGAAAGAUUAGACAAAAAUCUUUUUUCAGGCUUUCUUUUCGCAACUUCAAAAGUUGCGUAUAUAACUGUAAUGAUCAUCCUUCAUUUAAUUCUUCACUCCGCAGUUCACAUAUAUGAUGUUCAUAUAUUCAAAAACUUCACAAAAAAUUCUCUUGGUCCUUUGCACUUUCUUUAUGCUUUCCUUAAUUAAUUUUUUGCUUUGACGAGCAGGCAAGAUGAAGUGAAUCCUGUGUUUUGAUUUGCUAGCUGGCUGGGCAAGAUGGGACUUUCUUUCCCACUCGGAAUUUCCUGUACUGAUCCAGCAAAAGAUUAAGUUCUUGUGACGUUUCAAAAGGACUUUAAUGCAGGGUGUUUAAGAUUAACAAUGGUUUAAUACCAUUUCGUUUUGACUAUAAUUACACAUACAGGAGGGUCAAAUGGGUUGAAUACGGGACAGGACCUAUGCAACAUUGACUACCCUUCCUUAACAACACCAAUCCCAUGUAAAUCCCAGAAAAUCCUUUUUAAUGCCAGAGCACUGAGUUCAAAUUUACUCCAACCUAUAGGAGAUUAACUAGUAACAUCUCACCUUCCAAUAUUAGAGCCAGUGUUGAAACCUACCCUCCCCAGCUACACAAUUUACUCCAAUUCUCUCCCCACUUCCAUCCCUAACACUUUAUGCGCCCCCCACCCCCCCGAGCUUUGUGAGGUUCUGUGAUGCAUGCAUUUCUAGUACACAGUUGAAAGCAGACCUGUUACAUGUGAUCAUAGAUAGACACUAUGAUGGUUCAAUAGGGAAAACAUAACUUCCAGUUUAUAAAAAUAUUACAGUUCUCUUAGCCAUAUAAUAAAUCCUUUAUUGUCCAAGGUUGUUUGGUCCAAGUGGCUUGAUAUUGGCUUCAUCCUUUUUCUGCAUUUUUUUAUUUACCUGGGCUUCAACUUGGUCCUUAAAAACCAAAAAAGAACUUGUCCUAUAUUCGGCCAUCUUGACCUCAUACUUUGUCAAAGAUGCAUUUGUAGCAAGGGUGAUUACAAGUUUCAUUGUAAUGUUUUUUGUGUUAUAAUUAUCACAGCCCACUGUGUGCCGCAACCCAGUCUGUCAGAACAGGACAAGAUUUAUGCUAGACAUCAACAAGUCCCGCUAUGUGGAUUUCCAGAAAGUUCGUAUUCAGGAAACUCAAGCAGAGUUGCCACGGGGCAGUAUUCCAAGAAGGUUUGCCAGUUUCAGUAAAAUGUUUUUAAUAUUAUUUUAUUGACAGAGUGCAGACACAAUCAUUAGACAAUAAAGAUAAUGGGGUUAAACCUGCUGUUUAGCUACUAAAAAUAAUAGAACAAUUUGAUGUGGGACUUUGCAAACCUAUUCUUACAUGUUGUUUUUCAUGUGCAAAACUCUGUUGGAAAACUCUCCAAAUUCUUUCUCAUACUGGCUUAGACCAGUAUGAAUAAUAUUAUUGGCAAAGCUAUGCAUCCAGGUCAAGUAGGUUUUCUUACUUUCUGGGCAAGUAACCAGCGUGCAAAGAAAGUAGUGUCUGAUAGCCCGGGGCUAGUGGAUUUUUCUAUUGGGCUAGUGAAUUCUGUUUUUAACUUGCCCGACGGGCAAGUGAUGUUUUUUGAGGAAUUCAAUUAACAAAAGAACUGUGAAAUCAAUUCUGCUAGUCAAAAAGUUUUGGGGGCUAGUUGAAAUGACGUCUGGGCCAGUAAAUGCUAGCUUUAGCUUGCCCAAAUGGCUAGCUGUAAAAAUAAUUUUCUUUGCACCUUGGUAACCUUAUGAGCUCACUUGCCAAAUAGGCGAAGGUCCAGGCAAACUAUCUUGUAACUAAAUCGUUAACUGAAACAAGCAAGGAACGGCCUUGUGCAAGUGAAUGUGAGAGCUGGUGGUUUAAUUAAAGGACAUGCUGAAAUAAAAGUUUUCUUAAGCUCCUUGUUUAAUCCCAAUUCCCCAGCCUCUGAUCACAGCAGCAGUUUGAAAAAUUUGGUUCCUCCUACUUCAAGAUUAUCACCUGUCAACUCCUUACACUCAAACUUAGCCAUUACAUUACUUUAAUUAUCUUUUUUUUUAGUGUGGAAAUAAUUCUUAGAGCUGAAGCAGUAGAGCAGGCCCAGGCGGGAGACAAAUGUGACUUCACGGGAACACUGAUUGUUGUUCCCGAUGUAGCUCAACUUUCAACACCAGGUAAAAACGAUUUAAAACGCAUCUUCAAGUAAAAGAAAAGUUGUAACACAGAAAUCUGGAAAUAAAGAGAAAGAUGAGUCAAAACUUACGCCUUUCCUUGUGGAAACAAUUAUUCCUUGUGUGUGUUCGUGAAAAUCUUACGAUGCAUUUAUUAAGUGGGACAUAGGUGACAGUACAGAUGAUGUUGUUAUUUAUAAUGAUGAUUGUGAAUAAUAAGGACAUUGAUAAUCAAUGUUGGUUUUCAGGUCAGAGGGCAGAGUCUUCUGGGAGACAGACAGCUGGUGAUGGCUAUGAAUCAGAAGGUGUCAGGUAAGUAAUGUUCACUGCCAUGAUGUUUCAACCUCUUGCACUCAUUUCAAAAGAGUCAAAGAAACCUGCAAAAGUGGACUUAUAAACAGUGUUCCCAUUCCCUAUGUCAGUCUGAAGGAGUUUUAAGUGUCAUGUGAUAUCCCUCACUCCCAACUAGUUGCUGGAUAAUUGAAAGCUGACAGCAUUGGUAGGUAUCAACCAUGCACAAAUGAGUGUAUAUGAACAAAGCCAAGGGGAUUGAAGUUGUACUAGAUAACACCAGUAUUUCUUUGUUGUCUCAAACAUGAGUACCAUGCAAUAAGGAUUGCACAUACGAUGUACAUUUUCAAAAGAACCAAUUUAAUGACUUGUUUAAUGACCUGCUACCAAUUGGUUCGCUCACCAGCUAGCCUGAACUUUCUCAGGCUUUCUUUUUGUAACUGCAUAAGUUCAUCUUUAACUGUGAUGAUCAUGUUCACAUUUAUUUAGAACCAUCACUACUAGCGUACUAUUGCCAAUAUAAAAUUCACUCUAACUCAAUCUUCCCCUUGCUCAGUAUUUUUGUCAUUAUAAAUUUUUCUUUUUUAGGGGUCUAAAGGCCCUUGGUGUACGUGACUUAACCUAUCGACUGGCUUUCCUGGCAUGUAGCGUCCAAGCAACAAAUCCAAGGGUAAAAUUAAAACUUAAUGUUUUUAUCAUAACCAUAAGUUUAUAAUAUUUAUUUAAGUACGGUCAACUCCCUUCAUAGCGGACAUUGUAGGGACCUUGGUUCGUGUCCUCAUUAGCGAGAGUCUGUAAUAGCGGGAGUUUAUUUCAGUCAAACGUCUGUAAUUUGAUUUUGCCAGGGAUUUAGCUACUGUCCAUUUUAUUGGGGUGUCCACAAGGCGAGAGUUUUGGGCUUUAUAUCAUUAUUUUAAGCAACAUCUGCUUUAAUAAGUACAGUGCAUGUAACUUCUUAAUUUCAUAAGGAGUCAAGGAGGCCACAAAAGGAGUAUGUAUGUCCCAAGUCUGAAUUUCAAAUAGAGUUAUUUCACAUUUUGAGGAGUAGGCCAUGUCCCUUUCAGUAUUUAUCCCAUCUUUUUGUCAUUUGUUGCCAUUUAAUAUUUAUUGAUCUAGACUUGUGUUGCUGUUACAAGGCCUUGUCACUUGUCGGAAUUUUACCCUAACACAGGGUUGUCAGAAAGUUUUGAAGUAGACGGCUGAGUCAUUGUCAAAGUAAGCGGCCAGUCCAGGGAUAUUUAAGUGAAAAAAACGCCAACCGUAAAAAAAAUGCCAAGCAGAGUAGCCGGCUGAUACUAACCAAGUAGGCAGUGAUUUUCGCUGGCAGCCAGCUACUUUUGACAACCUUGCUAACAGGGCCUCAUUAAGGUAAAAGAUUGUGCAAUUAAUUCAAGUCAACAGCUAUGGUUCACCAUGGCAUAUUCACUUCACAUCUUUUUCUGUUCAGUUUGGAGGUAAAGACCUUGAUGGUGAUGAUGUUACAGCAGAAACUAUUAAAAAGCAGAUGACAGACCAAGAGUGGCAAAAAAUCUACCAGAUGAGCAAAGACAAGAACCUUUAUCAAAAUAUGAUCAACAGUAUAUUUCCUACAAUUCAUGGUGAGUAUGUUCACAGAAGGUGCUAUUUCUUAUGUGAAAUCAUUAUUAGAGGGAAAGUGAGAAAAAUACCCUGACUGAAAGCAAGAUGUUUCUUUAAUUUACAAGCAGAAGUUCUAAGUAGUGAAAAGGGAAAAUUAAAUGUCAAAAGUAUUAGUUUUUGUAUUGUUUUUUAAUUUGGUUUAACCCACGGAGCUUUUAGGAGUUCAUAAGAACUCUCUGAAAUGUGUUUGUGCAUUCCAGAUCAAAUUUGAAUUUGGAAGUGCCGGUUUUUAAGGAGAAUGGAAAACUGGAGUACCUGGAGACAACAAACUCAACUAACAUAUGGUGUCAAGUAUUAGCAAAUUGGCCUUACAUAACAAUGGACUUUCUUUUUUUGGAGCUCAGCAGUAAAUUUGCAUGGUGAAUGAAGUCCAGUCCUUUCAAUCCUCUGCCUGAAGUUCAUAGCUCUUAAAAAAUUUUUUCUCUUGGCAGGAAAUGAUGAAGUUAAACGUGGUGUUCUUCUCAUGUUGUUUGGUGGAGUGCCUAAGGUGACAACAGAGAAAACAAACCUUAGAGGAGAUAUCAACAUUUGUAUUGUGGGAGACCCCAGCACUGCCAAGAGUCAAAUACUCAAGUAAGAUGUACUUUAUUCUUUCAGGAAUGUCUUCAGUCACUGAAUGGUUAGCCUGUGAGCAAGCUCUCCUGGGUGCUCUGGGGGCAGUGGGGAGGAAAAGGGGGCAUGUCCCAUCCAAGAGCUCCACAGAGUAGCUUGCUCACAUGGCUACUGAAUACUGUGUUGUCUUUUUUACUCCUAUCAUCAGUUGUGGUAAUGGGAGCACAGUUAGCACAGUUCUAACGUUUUCAGUCGUACACCAGCAGCCGUUGUUAGGUGAGAAUGCCCCUUACGCUUUGUUGUUGUUCUCUUGUGCUCUCAGCGGCUAUAUUGUAACUGAGUUGUUAUUGCCAUUAAACCAUAACUGUUCACUAUUCUCAGGUCGUCUUUUCCUCAAUACCGAGCUUAAACAAUGACGAUGGUGAUGUAAACAAGAACAGUAUAAAAGGAAUCGGUUUAGAUUAGCAAAACAACAACUUUUUUAUACACUUUUUGCCAUCACUGCACAUUACAACAUGAAAAUGCCUAAUUUCAUGUUUUGUGGAGGAUGCCAACAGAGGGUAGCGACUUUCUUCUUCUUUUUCUGCUUUGAUACAGUCUCUUAGAAUUCAACCCCGGAAAAAAUUGUCAAGAUUCAAUGAAUUGAAUGAGAUAGAAUAAGUGCAAUAAAGUUUGAAGCAGCGCAACUUCACUUCACAUUACUCGCGUGGAUCCCACCACUGCCACUAUGCCAUCAAUGAGGAAAAGACAACCCAUGUAUAGUAAACAGUUACGGAGUAAUGGCGACUACAACUUUGUUACAAUAAUAUGGCCACUGAGAGCACAAGAGCACAACAAGGAAGCAUAAGGUGCAUGCUCGGCCAACAAUGCCUGCUGGUGAUAGAAGAUAUUAUGGUUUGUCAAAGGUUUUUUUGUUACUGUACAUUUUUGUUCCAGUAUUUUGCCGAAUUGCUUUUGUUGAAUUUUGAAAUAUCAGUCACAAAAUGAGUGAAAGAAAAAAUAAUUUGAAACCCAAUUUUCAUUUUUUUCCUGACAUAUACCAGUUUGUCUGAUUUGAUUUUUUCUGUUCACUCGAGGCGAAAAAGGACUGUCACCAGCCAGACAUUGUUUUGGUGGAUGGGUUUGGCAUUUCUUGCUUAAUUUCUUGUUAUUUAGGAAGAGUAAAUCUUAAUCAAUCAACUGCUGAGAAUAAUAAAUAAUUCUUUGUAGGCAUAUAGAAGAAUUUAGCAUCAGAGCAGUAUAUACUUCUGGUAAAGCCUCCAGUGCAGCUGGUCUGACAGCAGCUGUUGUCAAAGAUGAAGAAUCUUCAGAGUUUGUCAUCGAAGCUGGAGCUCUAAUGUUGGCUGAUAAUGUGAGUUUUUUUUAAUUUUUUUGUAGUGAGUCUGUUUACAAUUACAGUUGCUCUGAUAAGAUAGACUGUCAAGUGAACCAUAGCCUGCAUCUCAGACCAUCUAAAUCUCUGCCUAUUUUCAUAUAUAUCGAGUUCUCUACUUAGGCUUUGAUAGACAAGUCAGGCUGCAAUGCAGGCUAGUGAACAAAUCCCUGGUUACAAAUAUGAAUCUUUUGUCUCUGCCAGAUGCUAUGUGAAGAAAGAAGCAGUUCACACUUGUAUUAAAACCCUUAGAUAACAUCUAGUGCUGUGAUAUACAUGAGCUCCCGCAAGAGAAAUUUCUGGUUAAGUUGAUACCAUCCUCUUUAACUGUAAUUUAAAUCAGUAGCUAAGAAACACAUAAUUUGCAGAAUUUUAUUGGUGAUAUGAAUUCCUGGUAAGUGAGACAGCGAAGAAGUUGUCUCUGUAUUUCUUUUUAUUGGUUUGUAGGGUGUUUGCUGCAUUGAUGAAUUUGACAAAAUGGAUCCUAAAGAUCAAGUUGCUAUCCAUGAAGCCAUGGAACAACAAACUAUUUCAAUAACUAAAGCUGGUGUCAAGGUAAAAAGUAAUCUCUAGUUAUGCAUCAUUUUUUUUUUUUGGGGGGGGGGGUGCAGGAAGCACCCCCCCCCCACGAUACAGCCAUUGUGUGGUUUUAAAAGUCUUAAAACCAAACACUCUUUGCGGUGUUUUGAUUUCUCUGCAUUCUCAUCUGACAAUAUUAUUAUAUGAUUAUGCUUGCAACUAUAAUUAAUCAUGAUUUUGUAUCACUUUGUUUUUAGGCAUCACUGAAUGCAAGAACCUCUAUUCUAGCUGCAGCAAACCCAAUUGGUGGCCGAUACGACAGAACAAAAUCACUUAAAGUGAGUUGAGGAUAAAACAUGCUGUGAUAUAUACAAAAUCCUAGCUGGAAUUAGCAUACUCAAAACUCUUUCUUAUUCCUUCAUCCUAUACAUUCAAGUCAUUUACAGUACCUGUAAAAUGCUUACCCUCCCUGUGGCACACAGGGUGGAGUUGCUGGGUGAGGUGUGGUGGCCAUGUUCAGGGGGGGGGGGGGGGGGGGUAGAGGGCCCCCAAAACCCCCCUUUUUUUUUUGUGUUUUUUUGCCCCCCACCAGGAUUUGUUCACUUGUCCUUUUUAAAAAAAGGGCCUUUUGUUUAGGGGUGUUUUUUUUUAAACAUUGUAUCUUUUUUUUUUUUUUGUGCCUAAAAGGGUGGUGAAUAAAAAAAUUGUUGUAAAUACAAAAAAAAAUUUACAAUAUACAACUCAAUACUUCUUUUUUUUUUCCCCUCUCACCACUACAGUGCUUCUUUUUAUAGGGAUACUUGAGGUCGCCCCCCCCGGGGGGGGGGGGGGGGGGGGGGGGGGGGGGGGGGGGGGGGGGGGGGGGGGGGGGGGGGGGGGGGGGGCAGUUAAGGUCCUCCAGAAUCCCUCAUUUUGUUGUAGUGUUUUUGGACCUCAUCAGAGAUAUGAGUACUUGUCUCCUUUGAAAAAAUGGCCAUGUGUGUAUAGGUUCUUAUGUUUGAAACUGUACUCAUUUGUUUUUCUUUCGAGCCCUAAUCUUGGGUCUGCCUUUUUUAUUACUUUCAUAAAAUCAGUUCUGUUGAAAAGUGUAUACAAAAAAUAAACAUAAACAUUGUUCUUGUUGUUGCAGCAUAACUUGAACAUGUCAGCUCCUAUCAUGUCCAGAUUUGAUCUUUUCUUCAUUCUUGUAGAUGACUGCAAUGAGGUACAAACAGUUAUGAAAAUAGCUUAGCUUUUGAUCAUAAUUAUUUGAAUGUUAGGUGUGUUAUAAAUUUUUAAUUAAUUUGUAGACUUACCCAAGGCUAAAAGUGGAGCUCCUUUUAAUGACUUCAACAAUCAUUGACCAUGGCAAAGAAAUCCACUUGGAGUUGAAAACUAUUAACUUGUCAGCGGAUAACUUUAAAAAAAUGUAACCUUGAUGGGUUGACACCAGUGAGCCAAUGACAUGGUCAUGUGAUACUGGUCAGCAGAUUCCCUGUCUUGACAGCUGUCAAUUGACCACAACAUGGAUGUGCAAUGUGUGAGAUUUCACAUUGGUUGCCCUGUAGUGCAGACAGACGGGUGGACAGACAUGCCUGGUCACAUGACUACUAAAAUUUCUCAGGGGCAUAGGUCACCAAUGGGGCUAUGGGGCUCUGCUUGCGCGUGCUUUGUUUGCGUGGAGCUCUGCUACUAAUAUUAUUAUUUAUUUAUGAUUAUUCAGAAUUCAAUAUUAUGUGCAUGUUGCUGUAAACAUUUCCAUAUCAGUGCUUCAUCAGACAGACUGGUCAAUAUAGCUGGAACCAAAUAAAAAAGAUUAAAACAAUCCUAACAGUGUUAAAAGUUCUGUCUGAGGAAAGACAUACAAGAACUGUAUGACAUGUGGCAAGGGGAAUCACUGUUAUGAUCUGAGUACUGGAUUUAUGUAUUAAUAUAAAGGCUGAUGCUUGCUCCUCCAACAACCUGGGGAACUUAACUCCUUUUAUCAUUGGUGGUAGGUGACAGAUUACGCCAUUGCUCGCAGGAUUGUUGACUUACACAGCAGGCUUGGGGAGGCAGUUGAGAGAAUUUACAGUGUGGUGAGUAUAAGUUUAUAUUAAAUAAAUUUGGGGGCAGUUUUUUGUUGAGUGAGUAGCGUGUUUUGCAAGAACACUUUCGUCAGUAAAAUGCAAAACACUCAACAGGAUGAAGCAGCAAGGGCUCUUGGGGAUAUUAUGCGUGAGAUUUGUAAGGCAUUAUUGUAACUGAAAAAAAUAAUUUAUCUAUUUUUUGUAGGAUGAAGUGCAAAGGUACAUCACAUUUGCCAGGCAGUUCAAGCCAACGGUAAGGUCUCCUACCAAAAUUAUGCAAUCAUACACACCCAAUAUUUCACAUAACUGCAGGCGAUAUGUGUAGCAUAUAUGCACACCUAGUUUCCUGUUCUUACCGAAGCAAGACAGAAAAAAAAAUGCAAAUAGAAGCAUAGAAGUUCAGACUUUCAUGUUUAGCCUGCUUUCUCUCAUUUCAAGGAGACAGGCAUUUUCAUUUAGCAUGAAUUUCUCUACGUCUGCACUUUUUUUGACAGGGUUCCAAAAAAUAAUGUUGAAUUCCAUCGUGUCCUUUAAGUAAGCAGCUCUCACAUCUUACUUGCCUAGGGCCCCUUCUUGUUUGUAUUACUUAAUGAUUUGGUUGAGGAUGAUUUGCCUGCCCCUUGCCUAUGGACAAGUAAGCUUUAAAAGUUACUUGCCCACCAAGAAAAUCUACUUGUCCCACACAACUGGAGGGAACUUUUUUUGACAGUAUUGUAGAAGCGUUCUGGAAGGUCUCUCCUUAUUGGUUGCAGGAAACAAUGACAUGUCAUUCUUCCAAUUGUUUUUGUAUUGUUUGGGGUCAGGGAAACACACCAUUGGUGACUUCUCUUCCAAGUAGCUGAUACAAGACCCUUUUUUGAGCCCCGUAGUAAUGUAAGCAGUAUUCACAUAAAUGUGAUAAGACAAAUAAACUGAUACUUUCAAUGUUCUUUAUUAAUGUGAAUUUGAACAUGAACAAUAAAUCAAUCAUAUCCCCACAAUGGGCUUUUUUUUAGUUUGUUUUGUUUUUUGGAGUCAGCAGGACUAAAACACUGACCCCAGGUUAACAGCAUUUUGUGUGCUCCACCAGAAGAUUUUUCUCACAGUUUCCUACCACUGAGAUUAUUUUUUGAUUUUGUGUUUCAGAUUAGUAAAGAAGCACAGGAUUUCAUAGUUGAACAGUACAAACAUCUAAGAGAAAGAGACGCAACAAGUAAGCCUCAUUAGUUUCUUCUCAAAUAUGUAAAAAAAUUCAUGCUUAUUAAAAGUAAAAAUGAAAUCUACAUGUAAUUUAAGGGGCCUCGAUUGGAUUUCUCAGGGCGGAUACCAGCCAAGUUCGAGCGUUGACUAUGUCGUCAUUAACCCUUUAAGUCCCAAUAGUGACCAAAAUCAAUUUUCUCCUAACGAUAUCCAUACACUGUCAAGAGAUUACAUUAUGAGAAUAGAUAAAAUGUGACCCUUCAUGCGAAAAGGCGGCUUAUGGAUUUCACUAAAAAACGUGAAUUUUUUUCACGGUCACGGUGCGUGAAUUAGAGUUUUCACGGCGUGAAUUUCAAAUUCCACGCCCGUUCACUCCAUGCGAGAAUUUUUCACUCUUGGCGUGAAACUAAUCAUGUUGCGACAGAUCAGCGAAGACUUUCACGCCGUGAUUAUUUAACCGGUAUAAACUUUCACGCCGUGAAAUUAAGAGUGAACACAUUUUCACGCCGUGAAACAUGUCGAGGGUGAAUGAAAUCUAACCUGUUUUUUUUCGUUUUGUGUUUUUUCUCGCCCCUUUUCGAACUGGAAAAAAACAAGAAUACCUGGUCACGUCAAGCUAAAUUUGUGGAAGUUGAUCCCACGCAAAAAAUAAUAUUUCUCUCUGCAUAUUCAAGCCGUUUUAAAUAGCUCAUGAAAAAAAUUAAAAAAAAAACGUAUUCAGACUAUUCCGCGUUCAGGCCUGUAAAGCCACAAAUCACAAUCAAACUAGUCACAAUUUCUUGUCGAUAUUUUUGUGUGUUCAUGGCAAGUAUUUUAUUAGAUAUGCACGAUCGUAACUGCUUGUGUUUCAUGUCAAUUUGUUUACAUUGUCUGUAACUGCAACAGUCGGUGACUUUUGGCUCUUUUUUUUCUUCUCCGCAACGUGCAAAUUUUCCCAAUGUCGAUGUCAGAGACGCUUAGUUAUUUACUAAACAUGGCAAGGUUUUCACUCAAGAAACCUAACAAAAUUCUUUGCGGAAAGACUAACUAUUACUGCCAUUCCUAAAACCGGGAUAAUUGUCGUCUAUGUCGACGCGCAUUGCAGUGAAGUGCCUGAUCUUAUCUACAGUUUUGUAGCCCCAUCACACGUGCAAACUCUACUUGAUUUAUCAUGCUCCAUUUCAAGUUCCUUGUCUCUUUGCUAAAUGUUAUACUCAAAAUUUCGCCGUUACAACGAUGACCAACGAUCUGAACAGAAGGAAUGAAAUAAAUCCAAAAGAUAUCACGCAAUAUCAAAACAUGCGUUACAUAUUUCAUCUUGUCGCCACGGAGUCUAGCGUUUGCAUAACCUCGUGGAAGAGAUAAAAGCUUCUUUUGGUUGUAAAUUUAGAGAAUCUUCGGUGACUCACUUUUUAAGCGAUUUCAUCUGUUUUGCCGAAAAUCAAAAAUCAAAAAGUACUGACCAGUACAUGUUACAUUCAUGUGGGCAAAUAAAGGCUUGCAUGACAUGUAAACAAACAAUGUUACAUUUCAUUUUGACUGUUGGAAGAUUUUCACGGCGUGAAAUUUUACUGAAAUUUUUCACAGCAUGAAAUAUUAUUUUUCACGGCGAUUAUAAACUUUUUCACUGCGGGAAAUUUUCACGGUAGCCGUGAAUUUUUCACGGCGUGAAAGAGAAAUUUCACUCACAUUCCAACAAUUUUUCUUACUUUCACGGCCUGGAUCGUGAAAAUAGGCAUAGCGUGAAAUUUAGAUAAGCCCCCAAGUCGCGUGAAGGGUCACAAAUGAUCACCAAAGGGAAAAUGCUUUGAUCUUUUAUCAAAUUCUCUUAACUAAUUCUUAAAGGAAAUGUAUAGAGAUCAUGUUUGGAGAAUUUGUAUGUGGAUAUUGGGGCUUAAAGGGUUAACAAAGAUAAUAUACAGCUCCAAGCGAAUUAGAUAAUGAGAUCAUUUUGUUGCUAUGAGGACUCUGAUGUCAGCAUCACAUCAAGCAUAACAAAUUUUCAUUUUUUUUUUAUUAAGCUGUGGUAAUCAUUUUUCCAUAUCUGUGUUAAUGGUGAAGUAGAUAAUGAUCAAACUUGGGAGGUACUGACCCUAUAAAAUCCAAUCAAGCCACCUUAAACUUCAUCUGAAAGUUAUACUUGACAAUGAUCCUAAUUUAAUGUUUUGUUUUUAGGUAUGGCAAGGUCUGCUUGGCGCAUCACAGUGCGUCAGCUGGAAAGCAUGAUUCGCCUUUCCGAAGCAAUGGCCAGGCUAUACUGUCAGGAUGAGGUAUUAUGUUGAACCCUUUAAGUCCCAAUAGUGACCAACAGCAAUUUUCUCCUAACGAUAUGCAUACAUUAUCAUGAGAUGAGGUUAUGAGAAUUAAUAAAAUGAUCACCUAAGAGAAAAUACUGAUCUUUUAUCAAAUUCUCUUAACUAAUUCUUAAAGGAAAUGUAUAGAGAUCAGUUUGGAGAAUUUGUAUGUGGAUAUUGGGACUUGAAGGGUUAAUUUUUAUAACUGUUCCCUGACGUAUCUACAUGUAGCCUCAAUGAGAAAAUGCUGACAUUUUGUAAUGCUGCCACUGCUGGUUUCCCCACAAAAUGACGAGUGAGGAACAAGUGCAGAAAUUCUGUGCUGAUGAAGGGUCACUACCCAGAUUUGGAUAGUGAUCUGGAUUGGUUGAAGCAAAUUUCCUGUGCAUACCCAGAUCUAAUUAGUGACAUAUCAUCGGUAUGGAAUUUCUGUGCUCAUUCCUCAGACAUCAUUUUGUGGGGAAACCAGUGGUGGUAUCGCAAAAUGUUGGCUGUUUUCUCGAGCUAUGAGGUUUGAAGCCUGUAUAAUAUUGUCCAUUGCUUGAACCUUUGUAACGAUGCAUGAUGCAAUACUGUAUAAAUUAACUCAAAUUCUGUUCUAUUUUUUUGCAGGUACAACCAAAACAUGUGAAAGAAGCUUUCCGUUUGUUGAACAAGUCAAUUAUCAGGGUUGAGACCCCAGAUGUACAAUUUGAUGAUGAAGAAGAACAGCAAGAAGGUAUAUUCUAAAUAUGAAUAAUUUAAUUGAUUAAUUAAUUUUUGAUUCAAUAGUUGAUUAGUGACUUACUUUCUUACUUUCUCUUAACAGUGCCUAUCUCUGAACAUCCCUGAGGGGAAUGAAUAACAUGAUAAUUAUUUACAAUUUACAAUAAUUAUUUUAAUUUGUAUGCAGGUAAAUACAGUACCUACAAAAAGAUCAACAAUUCUUAAAUGUUUUUGUCACACCAGAUAUGGAUGUAGAUGCUGAAAGCGGUACCCAGGGCUCACAUCCCACAGGAAUGGUGAAUGGUCAUGUUGGGGAUGACUCUCACAAAACAGCCGGAGAUAAGAGUAAAUCCAAACUACGCCUGACAUAUGAUGAGUAUGAAUCCAUGGCAAGACAUCUCACAACAACUUUACGAAUAGCAGAGAAUCGAGCUGGCGAUGGUAAGCUUUUGAAUGCAUUAUUUUUUGGGGGAAAAUCCAAGAUCACAGUGAAAGUUCUCUUAACAGAAACCCUUUUAAGCAGACAGCUCUACCUAUGGCCCCACUCUGCUUUUUUUUAUUCCCGUAAGCAAACAUUUCCAAUAGGCGGCUAUGAACACUCUCAGAGUUUAAGAGCUGUAUGCUGGCUUUAAUUUUUUUGUAAGCUCUUGUAAGUGGACACUCACAAGAGCGUCCACUGUUGGUUGCUGAUCUCAGAUUUCUGGGGUUGGCUAUGACAAAACAAACGAAAAAUCUGCAAAUGGAUUCUUUUAGCAUUAAUGCAGCAAUGUUGCCAUGAACCUGCAGGAACAGGCAGGCCAAAUAUUUUCACAGAAAAACUGCCUGUCAAGUGUACUUUUUCAGACUCUGCUCAAAGAAUUCGCCAACCUAGAUGUAGAUUAAAUCUAAAUCCCAGAUUUCCAACUCACAGAGUAAAUGUAUGUUUGGAGCACCUGUGAAUGAAAUAGUCACUGAAUAGGACAAGUGUUACUGACUAAAAAUCCAUCUUGCAAUUUUGGUUAAUACUUUAGAUGCAAUGCUGAUUUGGAUUUUCCCAAAGAAUUUAAUAUUUUCACCCUUAUUUGUUUUGGAUUAUUUUGUAGAUGACACUGGAAUGCGCAGAAGUGACCUUCUAAACCAGUACCUGAAAGACAUUGAAGAUCAGAUUGAGACUGAGGAAGACCUAGCAGAAAAGAAAACCCUUGUUGAUAAAGUUUUGGACAGGUUAAUCAACAAGGUAAGAAUGCAACCACAUAUUAUUCAGUCCUAGAUAAAAUACCAACUUAAAGUAUUUCGUAGCCUUUUUCACAGCACAACCUCUUGAAGAAAUUUCUUAACAAGCUCUGUCACUUUAAACUCAGAUGAGUUACAAUUUAUUUUUUACAGAUUUUCAUGGAAAGUUACCCCUUAAGUAACAUUAUAACAUGCUCAUCAUUUGCCAUUUUCAAGAACACUGUGUUUACCUAAAGUGACUCUAUAUUCUUCAAAUAUUUAGAAAGUGCUUCAGUUUUCUAGAAGGUUCUAUGGAAUAUUUAGGGCUUUACUUAACUAUAUUUUGAUUACAGAUCAAAAACAAAUUGCAAAUACUUGGUAUUACUUACAGUAUUUUUAUUCUAUCUUAAUAUCAGGGAUAUAUAAUGCUUCAGCUAUGAUCUACAACUAUUUUCUGCUUGAAAUAUCACAAAAUGUUGAAGUAUACUACAGCUUGGUUGUAGGAAUAAGGAAAUUACACUAUAUACUUUGUUUAAGCAUAAUUAGGUGUUUGUAUUUCAGUGCUGACAACUGUUUGUUCCUCCAGCCAGCUCCAGCUAGAAUAAACAAAUUUAAGUAGAUUAUAAAAAAGCGUGGAUAUUUUUGGAAUUAAUUGAAUACCUCAGAUCACGUAAAGGGAGGCGUGCCUAGUGCAUUUUGCACAGCCAAAGGCCUCAUUAAACUCAUUAUUGGAGUCCUCCAAGGCAGAAAAAAGACUGUCUAGAAAUGUUAAUUUAGUAGAAAUGGGAGGGAACAGACAGUGUCUUUUAUUCCAGCAUAAUUAAGAGCAUAAUACAUGUACCUCCCACCAAGCAUUAUUAUAUUGAGCUUAAUGACUUUGUCUCAUGGGAUAAAGGCCAAAAGCGUAACAAUGUGUUUUUUUGGAUAAUCCAUCAGAACCUAGAAAGUGAGCACGAGACAUGACAUGCCUAACAGGCAAAUCUACUUGUUCCAAAUUACAAGACAGGAUUUUUUUUCAAGUCCUUUUAAUACCCAACAGCAUCUUAUUCCGGAAAGACCAAAUUUGAGAAAGAAAAAUAUUGAAAAAUAUUACUACUGCAAAUUUAAAUCAAUAAACUACAGAAUUUUACCUAUAAAGUCAAAAGUAUAGACUGAGUUAAUUUUCUUUGUUCAUGAUUAAUGCAAGGGAAAGAAGGUUUAGGACAUGCAAUUUACAAUGGAUCGCUGAGAGAACAGUUUCAUCCUCUAAUAAUUACAACAAUGCUUGGCAUCAAAACCCAUAAACCAUGAGCAAGGUUGGGGAUACAACAAUAGAGUACUAAAGUGUGACGUCAUAAAAAUGAAAUUUUUGAAAUUAUGGGAUUUGUCACAAUAUUCUGAAAGAACAAUGUCCAAUAGGCCUACUUGCCAAAAAUGAGCAUUUGGGGGCAAAUUGUCUCUGAGAUCGUAGCCCAGUUAUGCUUACAAAACUCCAUACAAACCCUUCUAAAUUUUUUUGGGGUCGACCCAAAAAAAAAUUAGAAGGGUUUGUAUGGAGUUUUCUGAGUAUAACUGGGCUGCGAUCUCAGAGACAAUUUGCCCCCAAAUGCUCAUUUUUGGCAAGGAGGCCUCUUGGACAUUGUUCUUUCAGAAUAUCGUGACAAAUCCCAUAAUUUCGGAAAUUUCAUUUUUAUGACGUCAUCACUUUAGUACUCUAUCCCAACAACAACAGUGGUACAAAUAGUGCUGCUCCAAAACUCAACACUGUGGCCUGAUAUGACCUGCGGCAUGCGGUCAAAACAUGGCGAUCAUUAACUAUGACUAUCUUGAGACAAACAGUAAACAAAACCCUUUAAUGCAUAAUCCAUUUCUUCAUUGCCUUUUUAGGACCAUGUUAUCUUGGCACUGAAAGAGUGGGGCGAGUCAGAAGAGGGAUACACACCAUCAGAGGAUGAGGACCCGUUUCUGGUUGUUCACCCAAACUUUGUCAUCGAUUGAACAUUCACAAAGUUACACUGCCACUUAGCUCAGUGUAUGCACAUCGGAAAUACUGUAUAUAAAGGGAUUCACUGACUAAACUUUGCUUUUCGUGGAUAAAGACUUCUGUGAAGAUUUGGUGUGUGACUAGAUCUUGGUGCAGUGUUGAAUUGUUGAACCAGUUUUUUGUGCCACCUUUCUUGACUUAAGCAACUCAGUAAACUGUGUUGAUAGUCUAGUUACUCCCAAUAUCCAAGAUGGACAUAAUCAGGACAACAGUUUAGUUUCCAUUAGUUGUGUCUACCUCUAUAAGUAUCAUGUUACAAUAAAAGACUAGAGUGUAGUGAAAGAAAGUGAAGUGCCCACUUUAGACAGGUAUUCUCCCUCCCUUGAGGAGUGUGUGGAUUUUGCAGGGGUGUCUGUUUUAAAGAGAGUUGACAGU
Messenger RNA from Porites evermanni, 18280 nucleotides. The record is from the annotation of a GenBank genome assembly. NCBI's taxonomy places the organism in Eukaryota, Metazoa, Cnidaria, Anthozoa, Scleractinia, Poritidae.